Molecule: messenger RNA, 1407 nt
Organism: Impatiens glandulifera
Lineage: Eukaryota; Viridiplantae; Streptophyta; Magnoliopsida; Ericales; Balsaminaceae
Product: apical junction molecule-like
Exons: 2
Coding region: 1-1407 (468 amino acids)
Source: RefSeq, a predicted model, not a curated record
AUGGCACGAGUACCGAUACGACAACUUUUCAAACACAUGCUACCGGGCCUAACCGACGAACAAUGCUUCAGAAGGCUGAAGGAGAUAGAGGAAACCAUCAUGAGCCUCACAAACGCCGAAACUCCUAGCCAAGCUAUGGACCGAUACGCAAUCGAGAAACCGCGUGCUCGGCUACAAAAACUAACGGUACGUAUCCAAAAGCUGAAAGAAAGGUACGUCGCGGGAACACAGAAGGCAAACUUACAGCUCUUAGUGUUGGAUAAGCUCGAGAUAAAGAAAGGAGAACUCACUGAAGAAGUUGAGCAAAUUGACGCGGUGCACAGACAGCGAGAAAAACCGCACUCUCCAGCUCCUGAGACCGAUGACGGUCAGUAUCAAGCUGCAACACCUCCUCUGGCGGAUCCGGUGAUAAACGAAACCGAUGAAAGGACGGAGACUCCUCUCACCGAGCAACUUGAAACAGAUCAUCAUGGGGUUUCCGAACCGGGCGUCACAGAAGAAAGGGUCAAGUCCCUUAUUCAAGAGUUUGCCGACUCAAAGGUUCAACCUUUACAGGGAAAACUCAAGAAAGCCGUGCGCCAAACACUCUUGCUCGCCGAAAAGACAAGGGAUGAUCUCAUAAAGGCAGAGGACCGGAUCGCAGUCAUCGAAGCCGACUACCGGGACGAAACGGUCUUGCGCAACAAUCAUCUUCGGCGAACCGAGGACUUGGAAGAAAAGACCUCAAGGAUAGUGGAUGACUUAGAUCAGCUUGAAAGGGAAACCGAGCAACGAUUCACAGAGGUCGAUGAGGACCUAGUCGGCUCGACUCUUGACAGGGUGGCUGAGAUGUUAAAUGCCAAGAUCAAUGCUGACAUAGCGGUUGAGGAAGCCAACGCCCGAGCGGCUAAGGAAGUUCAGGAUGCGCUGGACGAAGAAGCGCGGAGAGAGAAGGAGACACCGCGUCUGACCGAAGAAGAAAUAGCCGAGCGAGAACGAAACACAGCGGCUAGAUAUCCGGGACUUGCGAAGUCCAUAGUAGUUCAAGCGGCCAAAGAUGCAGAGCGGUUAAACGCACAAAAACAAGGGCUCGAAGAAUAUGCCAAGGCACACAAGAAGAAAAAGGCAGCUUCCUCCUCUUCGGUUCCGGCAAAACGAAAGCGGAAAAUAUCAAAGAAGGCUCAGGUAGCCGGGCUGCUGGAAAGGAUCACCGAAACGGUCAUUGACACUGAACCGAACCCAGCCAUGCACACCGAGGAUGAAGCCGAAGAGCAUCUCGAGCCGCGGUCUACAAGACAGCGAGUUCUACAAGCGGUUCCAAUCAGCACGGGUAGUCAACCGCAAGCUGAAGGUUCAUCGUCAAGACCGGAUGAGGAAGAACCGACCGAUGAUAUGAUGGACGGCUUCAGAUUCUCCAAAUCAGAAUAG